Messenger RNA from Caenorhabditis sp. 36 PRJEB53466, 270 nucleotides. The record is from the annotation of a GenBank genome assembly. Lineage: Eukaryota; Metazoa; Nematoda; Chromadorea; Rhabditida; Rhabditidae.
AUGUUCUCUACUAAAUUGGCUGUUCUCCUCGUCGUCGUUGGUCUUGUCAUGGCCGCUCCACAAGGUGGACAAGCAGGACAACAAGGAGGAUCUCAGGGAGGAUUCGGAGGAAACAACUCGAGCUCGAGCAGCGGAAACGGAGGUGGACAGAGCGGACAGCAGGGAGGAUCUCAGGGAGGAUUCGGUGGAAACAACUCGAGCUCCGGAGGACAGAGCGGAUUCGGAGGACAGGGAGGUCAGCAGGGAGGAUUCGGAGGUCAGAGCAAGUAA